AUGGGUUCCAUCGAAACCACUAGUGUCGAGGAGCUAGACGCCCUCAUCAUUGGAGCUGGCUUCAGCGGUGUAUAUCAGCUGAAGAAGCUUCGUGACGAAGGCUACAAUGUGAAGAUGGUAGAGGCUGGCAAUGGCUACGGCGGCAUAUGGUACUGGAAUCGGUACCCAGGCGCUCGCGUCGACAGCCACGCACCCCACUACCAGUUCUCCGACCCUGAGCUCUGGCAGAACUGGCACUGGAAACAACGAUUCCCUGGCCACGCGGAAUUACGGGCAUACUUCGAAUUUGUGGCUGAGAAGUGGGACUUGAGAAAGGACACCUACUUCAACACUUACAUUAGUUCAGCUACCUGGGACGAGACCGAGUAUAAGUGGAUAAUUCAGGCUAAGGAUGGUCGGACUUUUAAGACAACAUUCUUCCUACCACAUACUGGGAUCGCUGCCAGUAGGGCAAUCCCUAACUGGAAGGGAAUUUCCUCGUUCAAGGGCAUGAUUGUUCAUUCGUCAUACUGGCCUCACGAUGAGCCGGAUCUCAGGGGCAAGAGGAUUGCCGUCGUAGGGACCGGCUCAACUGGCGUUCAGCUGUCUCAUGCUCUGAGCGAGGUUGCAGGCGACCUAGUCGUCUUCCAACGCACACCCGCCAUGCCACUGAACAUGAAGCAGAUCGACUAUGCCGACGGCGAAGAAGCCAUUCCCAAGUCGGAACUUGCCGAAUUCUUCAAGAAGAGUGCCAGUGGCUAUUGGGGCUUCGAUUUCAACCUCAUGGCAAAGAACACUUUUGACGACGAUGAAGCUUCACGACGAGCCAUGUAUGAGUCUCUCUGGAAAGAAGGCGAUUUCAAAUACUGGCUCGGCACCUAUGCAGACAUGCUCUUCAGCACUGAGGCCAACCAUGAGGCAUACAAGUUCUGGCGCGAGAAGACGCGGGCUAGGAUUAACGAUCCGAAACUCCAGGAGCUUUUGGCCCCUACAGAGCAGCCCUACCCCUUCGGAUGCAAGCGUGUCCCACUUGAAAGAGGUUAUUUCGAGAUGUUCAACAAACCGAAUGUCCAUCUUGUCGACGUCAACCAUACCCCUGUGGUUGAGGUAACGGAGAAGGGUAUCCGAACCACGGAACAGGAGUUGGACUUCGACGUAAUCAUUCUGGCCACAGGCUUCGACGCCGUCACGGGCGGCCUGACGACCAUCGACAUUCGCGGGAUCGGCGGCCGGAGCCUGAAGGAGAAGUUCGCGCAGCACGGUCCGACGACGUACUGCGGCAUCUGCGUCUCGGGCUUCCCGAACAUGUUCUUCUCGUACGGACCCCAGGCGCCGACGGCGUUCUGCAACGGCCCCACGUGCGCCGAGCUGCAGGGCAACUGGAUCGCCGACGUGAUGAACCGCCUCCGCCGCGCCGGCAUCAGCAGUAUCGUCGCGGACGAGGCCAGCGAGAAGGCCUGGGGCGACCACGUCGAGAGCGUGGCGUACGCUUCGCUGUUGCCCAAGGCUAAGUCUUGGUACAUGGGCGACAACAUCCCCGGGAAGCCGAGGGCGUCGCAGAUGUACUUGGGCGGCGUGCCAAACUACCACGCGAAGCUGAGGAGCUGCGCGUCGAGCGGGUACAAGGGGUUCCAUUUCGAGGGCUUGAAGGUAUGA
Molecule: messenger RNA, 1635 nt
Organism: Annulohypoxylon truncatum
Lineage: Eukaryota; Fungi; Ascomycota; Sordariomycetes; Xylariales; Hypoxylaceae
Product: cyclopentanone 1,2-monooxygenase
Exons: 3
Coding region: 1-1635 (544 amino acids)
Molecular function (GO): flavin adenine dinucleotide binding; NADP binding; N,N-dimethylaniline monooxygenase activity
Source: RefSeq, a predicted model, not a curated record